This is a messenger RNA of Symbiodinium necroappetens, 798 nucleotides long. The record is from the annotation of a GenBank genome assembly. NCBI's taxonomy places the organism in Eukaryota, Dinophyceae, Suessiales, Symbiodiniaceae.
AUGGACAUGCCCGACAUGGGCAGACGACCUUGGCGUAUUCACCAGAGAGUGGACUCAUCAACCGCUUGGUUUGUACUCCAGUGGAUUUCAGUUAUGACCACCGUCCUCCUUGUCCUUGCUCUUGGCGCAUUCCUUCUUUAUGUUGUCAGUCGUGGUGUUCCGAAAUCCAGCUCACGCAGGGCACGAGUCAGUGGCAUGUCACCCAAGAUGAAAGUUGUCCUGGCUUUGACAAUGCUCGUGGACUAUUCGUGCACUGACCAGUACCAGCCAAACAUCCCAGCCAUGGCCAAGUUCUUCAUGGUAUCUCCAACUGAAAUGGGCUUCACGAUCCAGAUCCAUCUGCUCUUCUGUGCCCUAGGGAUGACAGUUGUUGGCCCGCUUUCUGACCGAAUAGGCAGGAGGCCAGUCAUACUGGCUUGCCAGCUGAUGCAAGCAAUCAGCACCGUCACUUGCAUGUGCGCCUCCAGCAUUGGUUGGUUUAUGGCCGGUCGAGCUAUUCAAGGAUUAGCAGCCUCGGUCUAUGUUGCGAUUCUCGCAAGCAUGCGAGACUGCUUUGACGAUGCUGCCAGCAGGCAGCGCGCGAUGGGUGCCAUGAUGUCUGUGAUGCUCAUAGGCCCGAUCUUCGCCCCUGCUGUCGGAGGGUACCUGGCUUCUGAUUUUGGCUGGAGAUGUCCCUUUGGCCUGUUAGCCAUCUUCGCCGUUGCUCUGGCAUGCAUAAGCUACCACGUCAUUCACGAGACGGCCCCGGCACAUGAAGAAGCCAGCAACUUGGCCCCGGCCUCAGCUGUGGUAGCGUGA